This is a messenger RNA of Penaeus monodon (black tiger shrimp), 2064 nucleotides long. RefSeq lists its product as uncharacterized. Gene Ontology annotation, molecular function: nucleic acid binding. The record is from RefSeq and is a predicted model, not a curated record. NCBI's taxonomy places the organism in Eukaryota, Metazoa, Arthropoda, Malacostraca, Decapoda, Penaeidae. The transcript has 8 exons. The coding region runs from base 1 to 2064 and encodes 687 amino acids. Gene Ontology annotation, biological process: DNA integration.
AUGGUUAUCUCCCGUGGUUUGAUACAAAGUCAGCCUAUUGGACGAUCGAGGUGGAACCCAAGGACAGACCAAAGACUGCUUUUAGCGACGGGUUUCGCUUAUUUCAUUUUCGUAGAUGCCAUUGGUCUUGCAACUGCAUCGUCAACAUUUCAAAGGGCUAUAAAUGCUGUCCUCAGCCCAACUUUGGGGAAACACGCCCUUGCUUAUCUUGAUGAUGUGGUGGUGUAUUCCAAAUCUUUUGAGAAACAUCUUGCUCAUCUCGAGGAGGGCAUCUCUCCAGAUCCGGAGAAGGUCGAGGUCAUCUCGAGGAUGCAACCCCCACGGACAGUACGCCAGGUCCGUCAAUUUUUGGGUGCCACAGGAUUCUUCCGAAGAUGCUUCAGGUUGGCAAUAGGAUCCUGCCUUAUGCAGAGGGAUGAUAAAGGUGUUCCCCAAGCAGUUGCUUACUACUCGAGAAAGUUGAGGGAUUCUGAGCGCAAAUUCCCUAUCAUUGACUUAAGAAGCUCUUGCAGUAGUGGAAUCAGUGCUUCCCAUCAUCUGCCUGACCUACUUAGUCGGAAAGUAGCUGCCAUUGAUUCAGAUUUCGAUCCACAGCAAGUAGCAGAGGCUCAACGGGACGAUCCGUUGUGGAGAGAAGUCAUUGAAUAUCUGAGGGAGAGACGAGCACCCCGGAGGAGACUUCUGUUCCCUCUAGAUGAAUUCGAGUUAAGAGAUGGGUUGUUGUAUCACAAUCGUGUCCUUCCUGAGAGAGUUGUUCAGCAGCUCGUUUUGAUUCCGCGAGCGCUAAGGAGAAAGGUUCUAGAGUUCGUUCAUGGAGAUAGAACUGCUGCUCAUCCGGGUGUUUUUCGCACCUACUGUAGAUUGAGGGAUCGGUACUACUUCCCUCAGAUGCAGUCAGAGGUUCGAAAGUUCGUGCUGUCUUGCAGGGAGUGUCAAAGAAGGAAAGGUGUGGCUUCUAAGCAAGCCCCUCUCGCAUCUAUGCCAGAAGUAUCUCAGCCUUUCGAGAGUGUGUCGGCUGAUUUGUUAGAGAUGGUGUGUGAAAUAUUAAAGGUAAAGACUAUGCACACUACAAGCUACCAUCCACAGGCAAACGGUAUGGUGGAAAGAGUCAACCGUGUAGUGAAAGAUUCCCUGGCAACCCUGAUAGGACAGCAUCCACAAGACUGGGAUAAGAUGUUGCCGUAUGUAUGUCUCGCAAUGAACACUGCUAUACACAGGAGUGUGAAUCAAACCCCUUUGUAUUUAUUAAUAGGACGUGAUAGCUACUUUCCAGCCUUGCUGACCAAUUAUCAGGAAAUGGAUGAAGAUGCUGCAAGGAUACUCAGAGGGAGACUGCGCGACGCUCGAGAAACUGCUGUGGAAUCGGCCAGAAAUUCUAGGGAAAGAUGGGCCCGGGACUACGACCGAAAAGUGAGGCGAAGGUUUAGUCCAGAAAUCGGAGAACUCGUGCUGGUACGAAUCAUACGCCGAGGACGUCCGCACCGUGUAGCAGCGUUGGCGCCCCGGUGGAGUAGGCCUGUCCGCGUCCUGAAGAAAGUGGGACCCGUGAACUACGUCGUGCAAGACCCCUACACACCAAACAAGGAGCUGAAGUGCCAUAUCAAUCAACUGAGAAGAUAUGUUCCCCGAGAGGAGUUUGUAUUCCCGGAAGCCCCAGGGGAUGAUGUCCAGGAUCCAGAUGACCCCGCAGACGAUCAAGAUGAUGACCAUGACGAUGGGGACGAAUCAGAAGACCAAGCUGUACCUGUCGAAGUCCUGGUUGUGCCUGAUCGCCAAACGCCUUGUCUAAACGCCCAUUAUUCCAGCAUCAGAACUCGGCAGGAGGUGCAGCCGUUUUGCAGCUGUGUAGCACGCCAACCCUGGGUUGCCGCGCUUGUAGGGGGAGGAGUUGUCGUGAAUCACGGUUUCCGCCGUGAACACGACGACGAAACUUUACCUUAUGCCUUUUCGCGCCACGAGGUAACAAGGGAAGACAGGCUAGAGAGAUUGGGCAGCUUGGUCGGAGUGGGCAGACCGAGGUUUGGAACUGCUGUUCAGAAAGGAACCCCGGAAUGGGCCUUCUAG